AUGGAUGCUUCGCGCCAACAGAAGCUGCUACAACAGAAGAAAGAGGAGGAGAAAAAUCACCACUUGGUCAAAUUACAAACCAUGACAGCAAAGGUUGAAGAAGGCACAGCAAAGAACACAGAAGAGCCUCUCCAAGGGGCGGAAGCGCUGUCACCAGGUGACGACGCUGCUCCGCUACAACACCGAAAGACUACAAAGGAGCUCACUGAAGAGUUCAAAAACUUAAAUUGGGCAAAGGUGGAUGAAUAUAACUCUUUCAAGGCGAAGUUAGAAGAGCAAGCAUGCGCACAAGAGCGCCUUAGGAGAAAAAAUUGGCUGCGAAACGAACUCGAGGCCCAACUUGAGGAGCAGCGGCGCCAAAAAGAGGCUGCAAAGCAAGAUGACCUCGAAUGCGCGAAGAAGCUUCAGCAGGACCUAGAACAGUGGAGGUUCGUCAAUAUUUCAAACGUAACUUUCUCUCAAGAAUCCAAAGCGGAACAGUUGCGGGAAAGUCGUGAAAUCCUUGAACAGGUCUCAAGGGACAUCGAAACUGAGAAACGGAUGGCUUUGAAAGCAAAACAGCAAAAGGCUCGUGCUAUGCAGGAAAUCUUGGAAAAAGAGUUGGCCACGCAGUGUGCGCUGAAGAGGGAUGCUGCUGACCAAGCUCGAAAGGAAGCCAUGGAGAAGGAAGCUGCGGCCCGGAAGAAGGCGGAGCAGCUAAAGGUCCAUGAGUUCCUCAAAUUUCAACAGGAAGAAAAAGAACGCCAGAAGAGAAUUGAGAAACAGGAGCGCUACGAAAUACAAAGGCAGCAAGAGCUCGAUGCAGAAGAGUACAAAAGGAAGCAGGAACUGGAGCUUCGCAGCAGGAGAGAACUCUGCAAACGUCAGCAGGAGCUGCUUAUCCAGCAGAUGGAGGAGAGGAAGCUGAACAAGGAUAUUCUAGUAAGCCAGACGGAGAUGAAGCUUAAUCGGCGCCUUCUUGAGGAAGUCAACGACUAUCUGGCCCACAAACAACCCGUCCAAGACUUGAAGUCCACCGAACGCUAG
This is a messenger RNA of Eimeria maxima, 1026 nucleotides long. RefSeq lists its product as hypothetical. NCBI's taxonomy places the organism in Eukaryota, Apicomplexa, Conoidasida, Eucoccidiorida, Eimeriidae. Bases 1 to 1026 code for a protein of 341 amino acids. The transcript has 9 exons. The record is from RefSeq and is a predicted model, not a curated record.